AGUAGAUUUUUUGCCAGAGCUCCGUGAGAUGGAAGUGCCUUGUCAAGAAAUCUCCAAAGUUGAUAGCCAAUCGUCAAUCUUACCAAGGCUCCCUUCAUGUAAAAGAUCUCUUUUUGAGGCUUUCAACCAAGAAAAGAGUGAUCAAUCACUUUCGCCUCCUUUGCCCCAAAUCUCUCAAGAGGAACUUAAUAUGGCUGUAAGCUAUGUUGUGGAUAACUCUGAGCCAAAAGUAACAUCGCUGCUAGAUGAUUAUAAGGACUGUUUGGGCCCGGAUGACACACUAAUCAAAACAAAGGUAAAAAUAUCGAUAUAUGUGAGGGAUUUAAAAACAUUGUACCCUCCAACAUGGCUGAAUGAUCAGAUCAUCAAUGUCUACUUCGAGAUGAUUGCAGAAAGGGGAGCACCGUCAAUUUACGCCUGCAACACCUUCUUCUUUCAACAGCUGGUACGUGGAGGAUACACAUCUGUAAAAUCAUGGACUAAAAAGGUUCGAAUAUUCUCCAUGCGAAUGAUGAUGGUACCAAUUCAUCUGGGUGCUCAUUGGUGUUUGGCGGUGGUAAACUUUGAAGAUCAAUCGAUCAUUUAUUAUGAUAGCCAGUAUGGAAAAAAUGAUCCAUGCCUCCAAGCUUUGCUGGAUUACCUGUGCGAAGAGCACCUGGCCGUGGAAAAGAAGCCCCUCGAUCGAACUUUAUGGACCCUACAUCACGCCAAGGGUAUUCCAAGGCAAUUUAAUGGGUAUGAUUGUGGAGUGUUUGUCUGUGCUUAUGCUGAGCACAUUUCAAGAGGCGAGCCACUCAAUUUUUCAGCGAAGGAUAUGUAUAACAUUCGAGGACAAAUAUUGGAUGAAAUAAUAUCCAAUGUGUUACACUUCCCUUCGAACACAAAACACUACAGGAGAGAAAACUAAUCAGCAUUGGAUCGACUACCUUCUUCUGCUGCAACCUUGGACCCUGUCGUGAUCGGAGAAAUAAAAAAAAAGAUAAGUAUUUUUUCAAACAUAACAUCUGUCUGAAAUGCUGAUAUUGGAAUAGU
This is a messenger RNA of Chelonus insularis, 1032 nucleotides long. Its product is annotated as sentrin-specific protease 1-like. The record is from RefSeq and is a predicted model, not a curated record. Gene Ontology annotation, biological process: proteolysis; protein desumoylation. NCBI's taxonomy places the organism in Eukaryota, Metazoa, Arthropoda, Insecta, Hymenoptera, Braconidae. Gene Ontology annotation, cellular component: nucleus. Gene Ontology annotation, molecular function: deSUMOylase activity. Bases 29 to 907 code for a protein of 292 amino acids. The transcript is spliced from 8 exons.